Molecule: messenger RNA, 2693 nt
Organism: Bombyx mandarina (wild silkworm)
Lineage: Eukaryota; Metazoa; Arthropoda; Insecta; Lepidoptera; Bombycidae
Gene: Invadolysin
Product: leishmanolysin-like peptidase, invadolysin
Biological process (GO): cell adhesion; proteolysis
Cellular component (GO): cytoplasm; membrane
Molecular function (GO): metalloendopeptidase activity
Source: RefSeq, a predicted model, not a curated record
UUCCAAGCGAAGAAUUAAUGAAAAAUUUUAGUUGCGCAGAGUUUUCCGUGUGUAAUGCACGUGUGUCGUUCGUCGAAGCAAACGUAAAAUGUAAACAUACAUCGCUGAAUGUGAACACAUAAAAGUUAUAAUGUCGAAAAUAGAUCAAGCGUACGCGUGUAAUAUUGUUUGGUUUUUGUUUGUGAAUUUCGUGUUUGUUGCCUGUGAAACGCUGAUAACAGAACACAGUAAUGUCCACUGCAGCCACGAGCAUCCAACCGAGGAUCAAGUCGUGCGCGGAGUCCACAUAGAGUCAGCACACUUGGUCAAGAAGCGAAGCAUCGAUCAGCCAUUAAGGAUAACCAUAUUUUAUGAUCAUUCCGUGUACAGAUUGGAACCGGAAAAAUUCUACAUGAUAAACAAUACCAUACUCCCGGAUGCGGUCCAGUUCUGGGAACGAGCCCUGAAGGUCAGGAAGACAGGAGGACCUAUCAAAUUGAAUAGGAAAUGUCCGACACGCCAAGUUUUCCUGCGAGGCGGCAGAUCGCACUGUAUAGACGCGUGCAGUCAUGAAACGAUGUGUGGAGAGGUUCGUGUACCAGAGGAGCAUUUGAAUCCUUGCUAUGUCUGUAAUAGUACCGGCCACGACUGCCGGGCACUACCUCGCUACCAGCCCCCUCCGGAUGAUGAACCAGCUACAGAAGUCAGCGAGAACAAUCUCGACGAACGAAUUAUCGAGGAGGAUUCGGAGCCGGUCGGCGUGAAGGAUACCGAUUUCAUGCUCUACGUCAGCGCCGUGGAGACGGAGAGAUGCCGGCGGGGUCUCACGGUGGCGUACGCGUCGCACUGCCAACAGGAGUCGGCUUUGGACAGGCCGGUGGCUGGUCACGCGAAUUUCUGUCCGGCCGAACUGUCGACCAAAUACCGCGACUUACCGUCGGUCCUUUCGACCGUCAAACACGAGAUGCUGCACGCUCUGGGCUUCAGUGUGUCUCUGUUCGCGUUUUACAGAGACGACAACGGCGAGCCCCUGACCGAAAGAAGACCUGACACCGGGAACCCACCAUUGGACGAGGAGCUGCAGAUACACAAGUGGUCUGAUAGAGUGGUCAGGAACGUGACGCGAAAGAAUUGGAUGAUCAGAGGUGGAUAUAUGGAGAGGACCUUCCACAUGAUGGUCACUCCGAGGGUGGUUAAAGAGGUACGCGAACACUUCAACUGCUCAGAGCUGGAGGGGGCAGAGCUGGAGGACCAGGGGGGCGACGGAACCGCCAUGACCCACUGGGAGAAGAGAGUCUUUGAGAACGAGGCCAUGACCGGCACCCACACCCAGAACUCGGUCUUCAGCAGGAUAACCCUCGCGAUGAUGGAGGACACCGGCUGGUACAGGGCAGACUACUCCCACGCGACACCCCUGGACUGGGGGAAGGGGCUGGGCUGUAAAUUCGCCAUGUCCUCGUGCAAGCAGUGGAUGAACCUGCAAAGGUUGAGACGCAGAAAUCCGGCGCCAUUUUGCGAGAGGAUAAAGGGGAAUCCCCUAAGGACCGAGUGCUCCCCGAGGAGGUCGGCAGUCGUCCUUUGCAACCUGGUCCGCCACGACAACCUACUGCCGAGAGCCUACCAGCAUUUCGACAUACUGCCCAACGUUCCACCAGGGCAGGAGGCGUACUAUGGUGGCUCCGUCUCCCUCGCGGACUACUGCCCCUACCUCCAGGAGUUCACUUGGAGACACAAGAGCGUGCUGAUCAGAGGAAGUCGUUGCUCCUACGAGGAGAAUACUCCGAAGAUCGAUCUGAACUUCGCUCUGGAGAACUACGGACAGCACUCAAAGUGCUUCGAGCACAGCGACAAGGUCUGGGAGCAGAAGUCAUGCAGACAGAUCCGCGAAUGGCAACACUGGGGCUCCGGUUGCUACAAAUACAAAUGCGACAGCGGUCGUCUGCAUAUCGUGGUGGGUAAUUACACGUACACGUGCUUCCACGCCGGGCAACUGCUGCACAUAAGGAUCAUAAAGAACGGCUGGCUCCACAGGGGGGGCGUGGUCUGUCCCCCCUGCAGGCAAGUGUGCGGCGCUGAGUUCGCUGCCAGAAGCGAAUACUGUAAGCCGGGUGAGGAGCCUCUACCCCCGAAUUUGUAUCCCAACGAUUUUCUAGCUUGUAGAGCGUCGGUUAUCCGACCCGCCAUCUUGUGGACGGCGGCCAUCUUGUAUUCGCUGUCAUAACCAUUGACAGCUAGAUAGGACUUAAUGAAUUGCAAUGGAAAGCAUGCAAGAUUAAUAUGCGCCAACGAAAUGAUUAAUGUUUUGAUUUCAGUCUUCAAUAAAAGAUUUGGGAAGCAGGGUUGUAAUGUGUAAAAAAAAUAUGUUUUUUUUUGUUGUAAAAUAAAUUCUGUGCUCUUCAUUUUUAAGACCAAACCCGAUAGUGUAAUUUCCAAUGUGUUUUAAUUCGGAUCAACAUGUAUAUAUUAACUUUUAGAAUUAUGCGCACGCGAGAUGAAUACAUUUUUUAAUCGUCACAUUAACCCUUUGAGUGUAGUGUAGGUCACCGGUGCCCUACGCGGCGCACUGAAGUAAUUAUGUCGAUUUACUGUCACUGAGGAAUAUCUAGUAGACUCUGGGAAAGACGAAUCCGAAGAUAAUGACAAUGAAUCGUGUUUCUAAGAGACCUAUAAGACUAAAACAUACAUUGACAAACAAUAGAAGGCAAAGUUACACA